Pieris macdunnoughi is the source of this 663-nucleotide messenger RNA. Lineage: Eukaryota; Metazoa; Arthropoda; Insecta; Lepidoptera; Pieridae. The record is from the annotation of a GenBank genome assembly.
AUGCCUAUUAUUAAAAACAAGGAGGGAAAAUGGCAGACGGUUGCUGAGUUUCUAGAUCUGACACUUCUCAAAGAUCUAAUAUUUGAUAAUAUUGUAUUUGGAAUGGCGCUCGCAUUUUUUGCAGACUUAACAUUCUUUACAUUAGAACCACUUUUUUUGGAUAAAAACAGUCUGUCUAAGACAGAAAUAGCAAAUAUUAUUGCAGUAGGAGGUGCUACUGAUAUGCUGGCCAGGUUGCUCCUCGGGGUAUCAGGACAAUUUUUUAGAAUGAAUAGUCGAUAUAUGUUCUAUUCUGGUGCCUUAUUCUCAGCUUUAUUUAGGCUAGUUCUAGUCAACUAUACAACAUACACUCCGCUGUUAAUAUUAACUGGAAUAUUGGGUGCACUACGGUCACUGGUUCACAUAGCUCAACCAAUAGUUAUGGCAGAGCACGUCCCCAUCGAGCGGUAUCCUCCGGCAUAUGGACUAUACAUGUUACUGGCUGGCGGUAUCAGCUUGAGCGUCGGACCAAUGAUUGGUUUUAUCCGAGAUUAUACCGGGAGCUAUCGAGUUGCCUUCAUAAUGUUAGCGAUAUGCAACUUCUGUUGUGUCGUGCCAUGGACCAUUGAAGGUGUAAUACGGUUUUUGAAGAGAAGAAAGACAUUACAAGCGACUAAUCGGUAG